Rubroshorea leprosula is the source of this 2346-nucleotide messenger RNA. Lineage: Eukaryota; Viridiplantae; Streptophyta; Magnoliopsida; Malvales; Dipterocarpaceae. The record is from the annotation of a GenBank genome assembly.
AAUCUUAUUUAAAUUGAAACAAAUUAUUUACCACUUGAUCCAACAAAUCGUUGGUCAGGAAUGUCAAUUAAAAGCUCUGUUUCCUGACUUAAAUCAAUCGAACUUCCUUAGCACAUUAUUAUAUAUUCAGCUCUGGAUUUGAUUAACAAUGUACGAGUACAAGCAAUCAUAGGGCCGACGAAUUCAAUGGAGGCAAACUUCGUCAUAAGUCUUGGAAACAAGUCUCAAGUACCCAUCAUAUCCUUCUCUGCCACAAGUCCUUCUCUUACGUCCAUCCGUAGUCCAUACUUUUUCCGAGCGACCCAAAAUGAUUCAUCUCAGGUUAGAGCCAUUAGUGCAAUCAUCCAAGCUUUUGGAUGGAGAGAAGCAGUACCCAUUUGCGAAGAUAACGAGUUUGGAGAAGGACUGAUACCAUAUUUGUCUGAUGCUUUGGAAGAUGUCAAUGCUCGGAUUCCUUACCGGUCUGUUAUAUCUCCAGGAGCCACAGAUGAGGAAAUUAAAGACGAGCUGUAUAAGUUAAUGACAAUGAAGACUAGAGUAUUCAUUGUUCAUAUGGCACCAAACCUUGGGUGUCGGGUUUUCAACAAAGCAGAAGAGAUUGGGAUGAUGACUGAAGGGUAUGUUUGGAUCAUGACUGAUGGGUUGACUAAUCAUCGUUUGAUGGAUUGUUGGGAUAUGGAUUCCAAGCUGCAGGGAGUGUUGGGGGUGAGGAGUUACGUUCCGAAAUCGAAAAAGUUAGAUAACUUUAAGCUUAGAUGGAAAAGGAAGUUCUUGCAGGACAAUUCAAGUAUGGUCAAUGCUGAGUUAGACAUUUUUGGAUUAUGGGCUUAUGAUGCUACAUUUGCACUAGCCAUGGCGGUAGAGCGACUUGGCACUGCAAAUUUCAGCUUUGAUAUGUCAAAUGUUCCCCAAACUGUAAGAACAGAACUUCAAUCCAUUAGGGUCUCUCAAAAUGGUCCCAAACUCAUCCAGACUUUGUCAAAUACAAGAUUUAAAGGCCUUAGUGGAGAAUUUGGUUUCACUAAUGGACAACUUAAGCCUUCUGCUUUCCAAAUUGUUAACGGAGAAAGAGGAAUUGGGUUCUGGACAUCCAAGUAUGGAUUUGUUAAGAAGUUAAACUUUACAAACGUGACUAGAUAUUCUACUUCCAGAGAAAAUCUUGGAACCAUCAUAUGGCCAGGAGAUUCAAAUACCGUUCCUAAAGGUUGGGAGAUUCCGACAAACGGAAAGCGGUUAAAGAUUGGAGUUCCGGUGAAAGAAGGAUCGAGUGUAUUUGUCAAGGAAAUGCUGGAUCCAAGUACCAAUUCAACUAUAAUCACUGGCUACUCCAUAGAUGUCUUCAAUGCUGUCAUGGGUGCAAUGCCAUAUGCCGUAACUUACGAUUUCAUUCCUUUCAAAAAUUCUGAUGGGAAGAUGACCGGAUCAUAUAAUGACUUGGUAUAUCAAGUCUUCCUUGGGAACUAUGAUGCGGUGGUGGGAGAUAUUUCUAUCGUGGUAAACAGGUCCUUAUACGUGGACUUCACAUUACCAUAUACAGAGUCCGGUGUAGUGAUGGUAGUCCCGAUCCAAGGCGACUCAAAGAAAAACGCAUGGGUGUUCUUGAAGCCUUUGACAUCGGACCUCUGGGUCACAAGCGCUUGCUUUUUCGUCUUCAUCGGGUUUGUUGUCUGGGUUCUUGAACAUAGAAUCAGUGAAGAUUUUCGUGGACCACCUUUGUAUCAAAUAGGAACCAGCCUCUCGUUCUCCUUGCAGACUGUAGUCUUUGCACAGCGGGAGAGAGUUACUGAUGGAUUUGGAUUUGCCUUUCCUAGAGGUUCUCCUCUUGUAGCGGAUGUUAACAGAGCAAUCUUAAAUGUUGCGGACAGUGAUAAAUUAAGGGAAAUUGAAAACACAUGGUUCCAGACACAAACAAGUUGUAGUGAUUCCACCCCCACUGUUUCUUCUAACAGUCUGGGUCUUGAGAGCUUCUGGGGCCUCUUCCUUGUAGCUGGGGCUGCUGCAAUAUUCACUCUCAUCAUCUUUGUAGCUGAGUUUCUGUACAAGCAAAAGGAUGUGUGGCUUGAUUCAGAAGCAUCGGUCAGGAACAAAAUCCUUAAAUUGUCAAGAAUCUUCAAUGCUAAAGACCUGUCCUCGCAUACCUUCAGGCAGACUUAUGAGAGAAGUCGCAAUGACAGUGGUGUUCAUGUUAUAGGUUCUGAUGAAACCUCACCAAACACCAACAACCUGCAAGGUUCCCCAAGCUAUUGAAACCAUACAGUUUCGAGCUUCGUUUUCUUCAGAGAGCAGUGAAGGACUUCUGCUGCUGGUCAUGAAGGUAUAUAAGUGGCUUAAAGGAUAUUGAUCACG